UCCUACAUCACCUUCACAGGACCUUUUGCAGAGCUCGAACACUGUCCAAUCUGUGGCACAGAAUGUUAUGACACCAUCAAGCUGCGGGUGAGUGGAGGGUGGACUUAUGUAGCUUGCCAGAAAUUCAUCACUAUACCCCUCAGCAUGCAGCUUCAAGCUCUUUGGCGCGACCCUGAACAUGCCCAGAAGAUGUCUUAUCUCUCUGACAAGACAGAGUGUUUGAUAAAUGAGCUACGCACCAAUGGAAGUGUCUUCAAUGAGAUUGAUGACUUCAUCAUGGGUAUGGACUAUAUACACGCUGUCCAACAUGGA
Suillus plorans is the source of this 312-nucleotide messenger RNA. RefSeq lists its product as uncharacterized. The record is from RefSeq and is a predicted model, not a curated record. NCBI's taxonomy places the organism in Eukaryota, Fungi, Basidiomycota, Agaricomycetes, Boletales, Suillaceae. The transcript has a single exon. The annotation marks the transcript as partial.